This is a messenger RNA of Vanderwaltozyma polyspora DSM 70294, 1041 nucleotides long. It is a transcript of the gene SDS22, whose product is annotated as type 1 protein phosphatase-activating protein SDS22. Lineage: Eukaryota; Fungi; Ascomycota; Saccharomycetes; Saccharomycetales; Saccharomycetaceae. The record is from RefSeq and is a predicted model, not a curated record. Gene Ontology annotation, molecular function: protein binding. The transcript has a single exon. The coding region runs from base 1 to 1041 and encodes 346 amino acids.
AUGAGUUCUGGUGAUGAUUCUAAAAACGUUGAGGAAACCCCAUUGCAAAUAAUUGAAACUGGGCCAAAUGGUUUAAGGCAACAGAUAAUCCCUGAUACUAAUUUUGAAUAUAUUAGUGCAGACAGUGAAUUGACAGAAGAUUUGGAGGAUGAUAUCGAGAAUAUCGAUUUGGUGCAUUUGAAGAUACGUUCUAUGGAAGAUUUGAAUCUGUAUAGGUUCAAGAAAUUAGUAUCGUUAUGUUUAAGACAGAAUUUGAUUGAAAGUAUUAGUGAAGUUGAUGUAUUGCCAUAUGAUACUUUGAAAGAGUUGGAUUUGUAUGAUAAUAGGAUUAAACAUAUUUCUAGUAAUGUCAAUAAAUUGGUUGCUUUAGAAAAUUUGGAUUUUUCAUUUAAUAACAUUAAAAAUAUUAAAAAUAUUGAUAAAUUGGUUAAUCUUGAAAAUUUAUACUUCGUUCAAAAUAAAAUAUCAGUUAUUGAAAAUCUAUCAACUUUGACAAAGUUGAAGAAUCUAGAAUUGGGUGGUAAUAAUAUCAAAGAAAUAGGGCCGGAUUCUUUCCAAGGGUUGGAGAAGCUAGAAGAAAUUUGGUUGGGUAAAAACUCUAUUCCAAGGUUGAUUAAUCUACAUCAUUUGAAGAGCUUGAAGAUUUUAUCAAUUCAAGGUAAUAAAUUGAAAAAUAUUGAAGGUUUAGAGGAAUUAGAAAAUUUAGAAGAGUUGUACCUUUCUCAUAAUUUUAUUACUAAAAUUGAAAAUCUGGAUAAAAAUUUGAAAUUAAAUACCCUGGAUAUCACAGCUAACAAGAUUGAAAAAAUAGAAAAUUUAAAACACUUGACUAAUCUAACGGAUAUUUGGGCAUCUUUUAAUAAAGUUGACCAAACUUUUGAGUCACUAGGUGAAGAAUUGGGUAAAUUGCCAAACCUUGAAACAAUAUAUUUAGAAGCCAACCCAAUUCAACGUAAUAAUGAAAUAUCAUACAGAAGAAAGUUAAUGAUGAAUUUAGGGCCAUCAUUACAAAAAAUCGAUGCUACUUUUAUUCAAGGUUAA